AUGUCGCUUAACCUUUCUGUGUGUUUGCUAAGUGGCCAAGUCUACCCGGUCACAAUAUCAGAAGACUGCUUGGUGCGCGACCUGUGGAGACUAGCGGAAACCACCCUCUCUGUGUACCUGACUGCUUUGCUGAGCCCAUCUGGUACUUCCUUGUACGCACAUAGCCGCCUCAAUGCUGUGCUGAGUGACAGGGAUGUGGUUCACGCAGUGGCCGGGCAGUCUCCUCAUGUUGUGGCACAUCAUUUGGGUGCGGCAUUUGCGGCGGUGACUCCGUCUGGAGGCAUGUGCAGGUCUGCCCUAGCUGCAGCGGUGGUGAGUGCUGCGCUUAAAGGCGGCGGUUCUUGCGUCUUUGCGCUGCUGUGGUGCGGCUUCAGGCCCGGCGUGGUGGACAAAAUCAGCACUGGCCGAGUUUUGGUCAGCAAGAUCUGCGGGCUGCAAUGCAUGACUGAGGCAGCAAACCUGCUCGUGGAGCGCUCUGCGCAGCUCGCCGAAAAGGCAGCCGCUCGUGCCAGAGCUCUCAUCCAGGAGGAUGCUGCCUUGCAGCUGCAAAGCUAUUGGCGGAGCAGGCAAGUGCGACAAGAACUUGCUCGCCGCGUGGAGCUUGCCUGCUGUGCGGAGAAAGCCGCCCCGGAGAUUCGAAUUCUGUGCUCACAGUCGCAUCCUAGCUUGCGAGAUGUGCCAGCGGAAGAGCUGCGGGCUGACGAGCCCGUUGAGGUGCCGUUGGGGCCAUUGCCCAGAUGUCCGGAGCCGCACUUGGGCAGGCGCAUUGGCGAAGUCCGAGUGGGUGCACCUACCUGUCGUCACUGGAGCAGCAGGCCUCUGGGACAUCAUGAAAUCCUGUCGAACAGCGAGGAGGCUUCGGCGACGGGGCCGCUGAUCAAGACAGCGGAGAAGUUUCAGGUGAAUGCCUAUCCGGCAGGCAGGAGGGCUUGGAAAGGACAGGCACAGAUGCUCCUGCCUUGUGAAGAGGUGAAGCUCGCUGGUGUCCUUUGCAGAGGCUCGUUGGCGGGUGCAGAGCCUCUCACCAGAGGCUCGAUAGCAGGAUACUUGUUGGAGUCACCCAAUGUGAAGGUGAAGGUAUUUUUGCAUGGAUAUAGCUCAAACGGCGACUUGUACCUGGAGUUCCUGGCCGACCUGGCGCGCUCUGGGAUACUGGUCCUGGUGCCAGAUUUGCCGUGCCAUGGGCGCUCCGAUGGCCUGCUUCUGUACAUCUCUGACUGGUGGGCCUGGGUAGAGCAAGUGUGGACUGCACUGGAGCUUGUUCUGCCGCUGGAGUGCAUUGUGGAUGGGGGUAUGCUGCCAAUAUUCUUGGCAGGAAAUUCUUUGGGUGGCGGGCUGGCGGCCUGUUUGGCGUUGCAGCGGCCAAGCUUCUUCAGGGGUGUUAUUCUGAUUUGCCCCAUGUUGACUAUCAGUGAUGAAGUCAAGCCGCCCUGGAUCGUCCAGAUGACCUUUAAGCAUGUGAUUGCCCCAUUGUUUCCGACCCUGCCAGUGACCCCUGUCAAAGACAUGGCAGACUUUGACUUUCGAGACCCAGCGCAAGGAAGGUCGUAUGUGAAAGCAAGUCCGUUUUCGCUUCAGGGCUUGACUCCUCGGUUGGGGACUUCGAUGCAGCUCGGAUUCAUCUUCCCUGAGUGGCUGGAUGAGCACCUGAGCCAGGAUAGAAUUACGGACCCCAAGACCUCGCAGCGCCUGUUUGAUGAAGCUAUUGCCAAGGACAAGACUAUCAAGUUCUACGAUGGGGCGUACCACUGCGAGCUUUUUUGCUGUCUCCCCGGCAACGCCACUUUCAUUGGCAUUCCGUGGACUCCGGAGCAGGAGUGA
This is a messenger RNA of Effrenium voratum, 1821 nucleotides long. NCBI's taxonomy places the organism in Eukaryota, Dinophyceae, Suessiales, Symbiodiniaceae. The record is from the annotation of a GenBank genome assembly.